This is a messenger RNA of Marmota monax (woodchuck), 1670 nucleotides long. RefSeq names its product cytochrome c oxidase assembly protein COX11, mitochondrial. Gene Ontology annotation, cellular component: mitochondrial inner membrane. Gene Ontology annotation, molecular function: copper ion binding. The coding region runs from base 51 to 872 and encodes 273 amino acids. The record is from RefSeq and is a predicted model, not a curated record. NCBI's taxonomy places the organism in Eukaryota, Metazoa, Chordata, Mammalia, Rodentia, Sciuridae. The transcript is spliced from 4 exons.
GCGAGAUCGGACCUCUCGUCCCUGACAGGCGGGCGUACUUUCAGGGGGUUAUGGGAGCGAUCUGGCGUCCGGGAUGGAGGCUUGUUGCUUUUUGUGGAUGGAGCCACCCUGGGUCCCCGACUGGGGCUGCGGGGAGGGUAGAGCCGUUCUUUAGCCUGGGGUGGAGUGGAACUGGAGGGGCUGAAAGAGGGCUGAGGCGGCUGUGGACAUGGGAACGCCGGAGACCGGCCCGGGACCCAGCCGCGCAGUGGCGGCGGCGACCAAAGAGCACAAACCCUUUCACACGAGCGCAGGAGGAGGACUGGAGGCGGCGGAACAAGACGGUGCUCACCUACGUGACCGCGGCCGCCGUGGGCAUGCUGGGGGCCUCUUACGCCGCUGUGCCCCUUUAUCGGCUCUAUUGCCAGACUACUGGACUUGGAGGAUCAGCAGUAGCAGGUCAUUCAUCAGACCAAAUUGAAAACAUGGUGCCUGUCAAGGAUCGAAUCAUUAAGGUUACCUUUAAUGCAGAUGUGCAUGCAAGUCUCCAGUGGAACUUUAGACCUCAGCAAACAGAAAUAUAUGUAGUACCAGGAGAGACUGCACUGGCAUUUUAUAAAGCUAAGAAUCCUACUGACAAACCAAUAAUUGGAAUUUCUACAUACAAUGUUGUACCAUUUGAAGCUGGACAGUAUUUCAAUAAAAUACAGUGCUUCUGUUUUGAAGAACAAAGGCUUAACCCCCAAGAGGAAGUAGAUAUGCCAGUAUUUUUUUACAUUGAUCCUGAAUUUGCUGAAGAUCCAAGAAUGGUGAAUGUUGAUCUUAUCACUCUUUCUUAUACCUUUUUUGAAGCAAAGGAAGGGCACAAGUUGCCAGUUCCAGGCUAUAAUUGAAGUAGCAACCAAGUCCUACUUCAGAUUUAUGAUUUUUGAGAAAUCAUGUAUCCUGCCUUCUCAGAAGAGAAAUAUUCUGUAAUGAGAUGAAGUGAAGCCUUCUAUUUUGAGCAUUUUUUUCUUGCUAACUAAUUUAUGACACUUAAAAAUAAAAGAACAGUUUCAGCUUUUUACCAUAAGAAACCCACAUGUUUAUAUAGACUGUAUGACUGUUCACUACCAUAUUUAAGAAUGUGAUAAUAUGAAGAGAAACUGCUUUGUUUCUUACAUGUGCAGGCAUGAACUUGAUCAUUGUUCAGCUUAAUUCUAUAGUUGCUUUUCAAAUUAUUGGCCCUUCAUACACACACACACACGCCCACACGCGCACAGUUAUCUGUAUCAGGCUAUAGAACAGAAUGUUGGAGCAUGUUUAUUUAUCUCCAAAACAGCUAUUUUCCUUCAGUGUGAAUGGCCAUUAUUUAAAAAAAUUCAAAGGUGAAAGAGAAGUCACUAAGCCCUAAGACGGCUCAAAGAUUAUAUUCUUAUUUCAAAUUUGACUUUAGUUUCCCUUUAAGGCCUAGGGCUAUUUUACAUUUGAAUAUUGAAUUACUUUGAAAUUGUGACACUAUGAAAUUGAAAUAAAACGUAAUAUAAUGUAAUAAUAAUGUAAUAUAUCUAAUUAGACUGCUUGCAUUUACUUUCUUAGUUCCAAGCCCCUGAAUGUUAAAAGGGAAGGAUGGGAUUAUGAAGAUUACUGACAUAGAAGUUCUGGGAUCAAAACUGUAUAAAAAAAUAAUAAUAAUAAAUUAUUUUAAGUUA